CGGGAGGGGAAAUGGGCGGGGCCUGACCCACAUCGGGUCACGUGAUGCGGCGCACAGGCUGCCAAUAUGGCGGUGUGCAUCGCUGUGAUCGCCAAGGAGAAUUACCCUCUGUACAUCCGAAGCACUCCCACAGAGAAUGAGCUCAAGUUCCACUACAUGGUGCACACGUCCCUGGAUGUGGUAGAUGAGAAGAUCUCUGCCAUGGGAAAAGCACUGGUGGACCAGAGGGAGCUGUACCUGGGCCUGCUCUACCCAACUGAGGACUACAAGGUAUAUGGCUAUGUGACCAAUUCCAAGGUGAAAUUUGUCAUGGUGGUGGAUUCCUCCAAUACAGCUCUUCGGGACAAUGAGAUCCGCAGUAUGUUCCGGAAGCUGCAUAACUCUUACACAGAUGUGAUGUGUAACCCCUUCUACAACCCAGGAGACCGAAUCCAGUCCAGGGCCUUUGAUACCAUGGUAACUUCGAUGAUGGUCCAGGUGUGCUGAGCGGGAACCUCUGCCCCAGUCAUUUGGAAGAGAAGCCCAUGUUCACCCUUGUUGGAUGAUACUUAUUUAUUCCCUUUCUUCUCCCUGAGUGUAACCUGCAGGCAGGGCUGUGUGCCCUGUGCCUUUCUACUAAAGGCCUCACAAGAUAAGA
Molecule: messenger RNA, 637 nt
Organism: Mastomys coucha (southern multimammate mouse)
Lineage: Eukaryota; Metazoa; Chordata; Mammalia; Rodentia; Muridae
Gene: Trappc2l
Product: trafficking protein particle complex 2 like
Exons: 5
Coding region: 67-486 (139 amino acids)
Biological process (GO): endoplasmic reticulum to Golgi vesicle-mediated transport
Cellular component (GO): nucleus; cytoplasm; TRAPP complex
Source: RefSeq, a predicted model, not a curated record